Messenger RNA from Daphnia pulex (common water flea), 1139 nucleotides. RefSeq lists its product as uncharacterized. The record is from RefSeq and is a predicted model, not a curated record. Bases 404 to 787 code for a protein of 127 amino acids. The transcript is spliced from 7 exons. NCBI's taxonomy places the organism in Eukaryota, Metazoa, Arthropoda, Branchiopoda, Diplostraca, Daphniidae.
CUGUUAUCUACCCAAAAUGGAGUAAAUAGUAUCAUAUACUACUAAGCUGAAAGUGAGAAGGGUCACAAUAGUGUUUGUGGAAUAGCUUUCGGUGAGAAAGCUGAAAACAUUCUAGCCUCACCAAAAGCAGUAUAAUUUUCUCAACACUUCAGAAAGAGCUUUUCCAAAAAAAUGAUGUAAUGUUGAGGCAGAAGACGAAAUAUCAACUGGAAAGAAAACAAGUCUUGCUGGAAUUGAAAGCACAAAGCAUUUAAACAACAGUGAAGAGACAUGUUCAACUGAAUUGUUUUACAGUGAAGUUUGAUCUUGAGUCUGAUGAGGAAACAUCGUUAACUGGAAAAAAGCGAUCUAAUGCAGCCGGUGGUAAAAGCAAAAAAGGAUUUUAAAAACAUUGACGGGUGUGAUGACAUGUUCAACAAGCUGCUCCUUGAGUGAAGCGCAACCAUCUGGAACCAACAAGGAAAAUGUCGAUGAAAUUGCUUCUCAGGAUGAAGUUUUAAAACGAAAAAGGCAACCAAAGGGAAAAAGCUUGAAGCAAAGGAAGCCAAGCCAAAAAAUGGGAAAAAAUAAUCCAAAAGCCCAUGAAGUGACCGAAAAAAUUUCUGCCGAAAGUUCAUCGUGUAAUGAUGGCGUAUCACUAACUGAAAAUGUGUUUGCGACCCAAACAGAAAAUGAAGAUUUCUCUGCAAUGGAAGAUAGGGGUCUAAUAACAGAUAUGGUUGCUGAAGAAUUGUCUGGAUGUCGUCGCUGGAACAAAGGUUUCCAAAGAAAAUUGGAUCAUCGAUAGUAGUAGUGAUUCUGAAUCGGAAAUGAAGGGCCAAUCCAGGGUCAGUCUCAUUGUUAAUAAACAAAGUAGAUGUAAUUUUAAUAUUAAAAAGGCUAUCGGAAAGUCUGAAAAUGCUUCUCGUAUAAAUGAGAUAAAAGACGCAAAUGGUAUGCAACAAAAAAUAUUUUAUUCAAUAUAAAAUGUAAUAAGUGUUAAUUUUUUUUAUAUGUCUUCCGAUGAUUUACCAACCAAAAAAAGGUUCAAGUUGUUAUAAAAGUGAUUGGUUUUCAUAAGUUGCAUUUCAGUUCUUAAGACCAUUGAAAUGCAGUUUUCAGUGUUAAGAGUAUCAAAAUACACAUAUUCAAGAAAGUAU